UUCUACAUUUUCACACCAUCUUCCAAACUUUCUCAAAAUUCCAAGUCCAACCAAGUUAAAGGCCACCAACAUAAACCCUAAUUGUGGUCCAAGCCAGCCUCCAAGGAAGAAAGAGAGAAACAGAGAAUGUGCUUGGUGUUCUUGUGUGGGAAAGAAGAGAGGGAGCUAGGGAGGCAACAAGCUCCAGGUGCAUGUCCACAUUGUGGAGGUAAAGUGGAAGCCAUGGAUUUUGAGAGUAAGUGGAGGUUCUGUUUCUUGCCAAUCUGUUACAAGAUCCACAGAAAAUACUUCUGUUCUUUGUGUUCUAGGCGUCUGGAAUUGAACUACUGAACCACCCCAAUAUAUAUAUCUCUUCUUUUUGGGUCUGAUCUUGUUUGAUUUUCAUGAGGAAGAUAUAUAUAUGGGGAUAAUUUAAUUUCUUCUUUUGCUAGCAUUAUGAUCAAUUUCUUGUUUCUCAGAUCUUGUUUUCUCACUCAAGAAACCAAAC
Tripterygium wilfordii is the source of this 487-nucleotide messenger RNA. RefSeq lists its product as uncharacterized. The transcript has a single exon. NCBI's taxonomy places the organism in Eukaryota, Viridiplantae, Streptophyta, Magnoliopsida, Celastrales, Celastraceae. The coding region runs from base 127 to 330 and encodes 67 amino acids. The record is from RefSeq and is a predicted model, not a curated record.